CUGGAUUAAUUAGUAUAAUGAAAAUACAAUGGGAAAAAGAAUAUCAAAAACUUAAAUUAUCAUUUCAAGAAUCUGAAAUAAAUAGAAUUUCUUUAGAAACUCAAAUAACUGAAUUAAGACAAGAGCAAGAUAGAUUAAAAUUAAAUUCUAGUAAAAUAGAAGAAAUUACCGAUAAAUUACAAGCUGUAGAAAAUCAAAAGAGUGCAUUAUCAAAAAUAUUUGUCGAUCAACAAAAUAGUGUUCAAAUGUUUAUGAAAGGAAUGGCUGCUGAAAGGGAAGAGUGGCAACAACGUGAGGCCGAACUUGUUGAUCAUCAAACAACAAUAAAUAAUGCAUUGAAAAAGUCUGAAUCUGAAGUGAAAUCUUUAAAACAAGAAUUAAAUAUUACAUUAAUUGAUAAACAAACAAUGAAACAAAAAUUAAUAGAAGUUGGUAAAGAAAAGAUGUUAGUAGAUGUACGGAUUCGUGAAUUGGAAUCUGAAAAGAAAAAAUUUGGAUCUAAAUUGACGAAAUUAACUGAUGAUAAAUUAAAAUUAACAAAUCAGCUAACCGAUUCUAAGAAACUUUUAGAUAAAAAUAAAGCUCAGAUAGCAACACUUACAAAAAAAUUAGCUGAAACUGAUGUUGAACAACGAAAGAUAAUACAAACUUUUGAAAAAUCGAUGGUUCAAUCAGAAAAAACUUGCGCAAAUCUUAUGAAUAAACUUAAUACUGCUCAACAAGAAAAGGAUCAACUUCGUCAAAAUAUUUUAGGAAGCAUUGGAUCGUUCAAAAGUGAUGAUACAGAAACACCGCUCGAAACUAAUGAUAUGCGAUUGUCUGAUAUAGAGACUUUGAAUAAUAAUACUAUUACUGAGACAAUGAAACCAUUAUCUUUAGAACAACGAAUAAUCGAAUUGGAGAAUUCUUUAAAAUUGUCGAAAUCUGAAUGUGCCAGGCUGAAUGAAAAAUUAUCAGAAGUACAGAUUGGAUACUUAAAUGCUAUAAAUGAUAAAGAUCAGUUAGCAUCUUCGAAACGAGAAUCAGAUAAAAAGAUCAAAACAUUGGAAGCACAAUUGGAAAGUGUUGGAAAGAAACAUGGAAUUAAUAAUUCAAAUGAGCUCAAAAUGAAGGAUGAGUAUUCUUUGCCUGACU
This is a messenger RNA of Scutellospora calospora, 1134 nucleotides long. Lineage: Eukaryota; Fungi; Glomeromycota; Glomeromycetes; Diversisporales; Gigasporaceae. The record is from the annotation of a GenBank genome assembly.